Messenger RNA from Phyllostomus hastatus (greater spear-nosed bat), 3276 nucleotides. It is a transcript of the gene TRIM41, whose product is annotated as tripartite motif containing 41. Bases 321 to 2303 code for a protein of 660 amino acids. NCBI's taxonomy places the organism in Eukaryota, Metazoa, Chordata, Mammalia, Chiroptera, Phyllostomidae. Gene Ontology annotation, cellular component: nuclear body. Gene Ontology annotation, molecular function: protein binding; zinc ion binding. The record is from RefSeq and is a predicted model, not a curated record. The transcript is spliced from 7 exons.
GCCAGGAAGUGAUGAGGGGAGGGGGGGUUAUGAGGAGGCCCAGGGAGCGUUGGGGCAGAUUUGCACUCAGGGCCACCUGAGGGACUUGGCGGUAGCGCUCAGCUGUGUCCUCUCCCCUCGCAGAGACACAAUUGUCGUCUGGGAGUAGGACACUGUUAAGGGGUGGGUUGUCGGGAGGAUAUUUCUCUAGCUGCGCUGGAGGCGAGGUGUGGAGAAGCAGGGCUGGGGGUGGGGCCGGGUCGUCAGGGCGUCUGAGAGGAAAGACCCCCACCCCCUGCCCCCCCCCCCGAACCAUCUACCCUGGCUGAGUGGACACUAAGAUGGCUGCCGUUGCCAUGGCACCCAACCCCGUGCAGACCCUUCAGGAGGAGGCGGUGUGCGCCAUCUGCCUCGAUUACUUCACGGACCCCGUGUCCAUCGGCUGCGGGCACAACUUCUGCCGAGUGUGUGUAACCCAGUUGUGGGGAGGGGAGGAUGAGGAGGACAGGGACGAGUUAGACCGGGAGGAGGAGGAGGAGGAGGACGGCGAAGAGGAGGAAGUGGAGGCUGUGGGGGCCGGUGGGGGCUGGGACACUCCCAUGAGGGAUGAAGACUAUGAGGGCGACUUGGAGGAAGAGGUCGAGGAGGAAGAGGAAGGUGUGUUCUGGACCGGUGGCAUGGGUGGGUCCAACUGGGACAACAUGGACUAUGUGUGGGAGGAGGAGGAUGAGGAAGAAGACCUGGACUACUACUUGGGGGACAUGGAGGAGGACCUGAGGGGGGAGGACGAGGAGGAGGAAGAAGUGCUGGAGGAGGAUGAGGAAGAGGAGCUAGACCCUGUCACGUCACUGCCCCCGCCUCCAGCCCCUCGGAGGUGCUUCACCUGCCCCCAGUGCCGAAAGAGCUUUCCCAGGCGGAGCUUCCGCCCCAACCUGCAGCUAGCCAACAUGGUCCAGGUGAUACGGCAGAUGCAUCCAGCACCAGGUCGGGGGAGCCGUGCAAAUGAGCAGGGCAUUUGUCCCAAGCACCAAGAAGCUCUGAAGCUCUUCUGUGAGGUGGACGAAGAGGCCAUCUGUGUGGUCUGUCGAGAAUCCAGGAGCCACAAACAGCACAGCGUGGUGCCAUUGGAGGAGGUGGUGCAGGAGUACAAGAUCGGGAAACAGAUUCAGAGAGAUUUAAGUAAUAUACACAGGGCCACACAGCUACUAGCCAAACUGCAGGGGCAUGUGGAACCUCUAAGGAAGCAGCUGGAGGCUGUGCAGAAGAUGAAAGCCAAGGAAGAGAGGCGGGUGACAGAGCUGAAGGUGGUAUCUACCAUCCCCUUUGCAUCAUCCCAGAGCCAGAUGAAGUCAGAGCUGGCAGCUGUGGCCUCAGAGUUUGGGCGGCUGACAAGGUUUCUUGCUGAAGAGCAGGCAGGGCUGGAGCGACGCCUUCGAGAGAUGCAUGAAGCUCAGCUGGGGCGUGCAGGAGCAGUGGCCAACCGUCUGGCAGAGCAGGCGGCCCAACUGAGCUGCUUGCUGGCCGAGGCCCAAGAGCGGAGCCAGCAGGGGGGCCUGCGGCUGCUCCAGGACAUCAAGGAGACUUUCAAUAGGUGUGAAGAGGUACAGCUGCAGCCCCCAGAGAUCUGGUCCCCUGACCCGUGUCAACCCCAUAGCCAUGACUUCCUGACAGACGCCAUCGUGAGGAAAAUGAGCCGGAUGUUCUGUCAGGCUGCUCGAGUGGACCUGACGCUGGACCCUGACACGGCUCACCCGGCCCUGAUGCUGUCUCCUGACCGCCGGGGUGUCCGCCUGGCAGAGCGGCGGCAGGAGGUUGCUGACCAUUCCAAGCGCUUUUCAGCUGACUGCUGCGUACUGGGGGCCCAGGGCUUCCGCUCUGGCCGGCACUACUGGGAGGUAGAGGUGGGUGGGCGGCGGGGUUGGGCGGUGGGUGCUGCCCGUGAAUCAACCCACCAUAAGGAGAAGGUGGGUUCUGGGGGUUCCUCCAUGGGCAUCGGAGAUGCCAGCUCUUCCUCACGCCAUCACCAUCGCCGCCGCCGGCUCCACCUACCCCAGCAGCCCCUGCUCCAGCGGGAAGUGUGGUGUGUGGGCACCAAUGGCAAACGUUACCAGGCACAGAGCUCAACGGAGCAGACACUGCUGAGCCCAAGUGAGAAGCCACGGCGCUUUGGCGUGUACCUGGACUACGAGGCUGGGCGCCUGGGCUUCUACAAUGCCGAGACUCUGGCCCAUGUGCAUACCUUCUCAGCUGCCUUCCUGGGCGAGCGUGUCUUCCCUUUCUUCCGGGUGCUCUCCAAGGGUACCCGCAUCAAGCUGUGCCCUUGAUCAGCCUGCCACCCGCAGGGGCCCCUCUGGUCAGCACUGGUGGGGCGGGUGGUGGUGGAGGGUGGCCCGUAAGUUUGGGGGCUCAAAGGCUCCCAAAACUCUUACUGCAUUGCUUCCUACUCUUCCUUGACCCCAGGACCCUGCUCUUCUCCCUCUAGGAGCCUAACGAACCCUUCUGGCCUCCAGCUCGGCCUCCUCUCACCUACUAUCUGUCCAACAGGUCUGCAUGGGUCCCUGAUAACAGCUGCUUGGUCUUCCCUCCCUCUAUGCCCAGGGCCUGAAUUUGAGUAGGGGAGGGGAUAUUUAAUUUCAUUAACUUCCCUUUCUCCACCCCUGCUUUUCAACCUUCCUGUCAGUUCCCAGGCUGGAGGAUUUGGGCAAGACUCAUGACUACCCCUGUCCCAAUUACAUUUUCUGAUCCAAGUUUUAGCUAAGGGAUUUGGUAGCUUUCUGGGGGGAGGCAGAUUGGACUAAGGGUAGAGCUGGAUAAUAAAGAACCAUCUACUCUCUGGGGGAAGGAGGGAUUCUAAAUUUUCUUCCAUCCCCGAUUUCUACCUCCAUAGACUGGCCAGAAUUUAGCUUCAAUGAGAGAUCUGGAAUGGUCGACAUGAUUGAAACUACAUCUCCCAAUAAAUUAUUUUCUCCCCAUUUUUUCCAGCACUUAAUGUAGGAGCAAAGCUCACACUACCCUUUUCACUGCCAGGCUCCUUUCCCCUUUGUUCAGUAGUUCCUUUUGUCAUUCUCCAUCAUCUUCAUGUCUUCAGUUCCAUUUGAUGAGCCCUGAUGGGGAGCCUGGGGACCAGGGUUUGGAUCCCUAUGAGGAGAGCCUUGGGUAUAAUCUAUUUUUCUAGUAACCCUUUGCCUUGUCACUUACCAGCUUUUGUCCUGUGCUUUGAUGGCCCAGGUCAAUUUAUGUUCCUGGGGAAAAGGGAAGUUGGGUUGUGUUGUGGAAAUAAAAAGUUUUAUUUGCUGC